GGGAGCGCCGGUGCUCGGCGCGAGGCGGCCGCGCGUCUUCCUUCUCCCGCUCCCGGAAGCGAGGCCAGCGGCGCGCGCUUCCGGCGGCCGUUGCCAGGGAGACGCGGUGAGCGGACAGGAGGCGCCUGGCCCGCCGGCCCUCGCCCGCCCCGCCGGGAUGUUCAUCUACCUGUGCAAGAAGAUUGCCAUUCCUGGUAAUGUUCGGUUAAGAUGUAUUUCCUGGAAUAAGGAUCAAGGUUUCAUAGCUUGUGGUGGAGAGGAUGGAUUACUGAAAGUUUUAAAAUUAGAAACACAGACAGAUGAAGCAAAAAUAAAGGGACUUGCAGCUCCUAGCAAUCUUUCUGUGAAUCAAACUCUUGAAGGUCACAGUGGUUCUGUGCAAGUGGUGACAUGGAAUGAACAGUAUCAAAAACUGACUACCAGUGAUCAAAAUGGACUCAUCAUUGUGUGGAUGCUGUAUAAAGGUGCUUGGUAUGAAGAGAUGAUUAACAAUAGAAAUAAAUCUGUUGUUCGGAGUAUGAGCUGGAAUGCUGAUGGACAAAAGAUUUGUAUCGUAUAUGAAGAUGGAGCUGUAAUUGUUGGAUCAGUGGAUGGCAAUCGCAUUUGGGGAAAAGACUUGAAGGGUACCCACCUGUGCCAUGUGGCCUGGUCCUCCGAUAGCAAAGUUUUACUCUUUGGAAUGGCAAAUGGAGAGAUUCACAUUUAUGACAAUCAGGGAAACUUUAUUGUGAAAAUGAAACUGAGUUGUUUGGUGAACUUAACUGGAGCAUUCAGUAUUGCUGGAAUACAUUGGUAUCAUGGUACAGAAGGCUACAUUGAACCAGAUUGUCCUUGUCUUGCUGUCUGUUACGACAAUGGAAGAUGCCAGAUAAUGAGAGAUGAGAAUGACCACAAUCCCGUUCUGAUUGACACUGGUAUGAAUGUAGUAUGUAUUCAGUGGAAUCACUGUGGAAGCGUAUUGGCAGUGGCAGGCUCCCUAAAAGCAACUUCUCAAGAUAAAGAUGUAAACAUUGUGCAGUUCUAUACUCCGUUUGGUGAGCAUUUGCGCACACUGAAAGUUCCUGGCAAACAGAUAUCUGCCUUGUCUUGGGAAGGAAGUGGACUGAAAAUUGCACUAGCUGUCGAUUCUUACAUAUAUUUUGCAAACAUUCGUCCAGAUUACAAGUGGGGUUACUGCUCCAAUACGGUUGUUUAUGCGUAUACCCGACCUGAUCGUCCAGAAUACUGUGUAGUCUUUUGGGACACAAAAAACAAUGAAAAGUAUGUGAAAUAUGUCAAGAGCUUGAUUUCCAUAACAACUUAUGGAGACUUCUGUGUGUUAGCAACUAAAGCAGAUGAAAAUCAACCUCAGGAGGAGCAUGAGACGGAGUCAAUUGGUGCAACGUAUGUGCUGGUUCUCUGCAAUUCUAUUGGCACUCCCUUGGACCCAAAAUAUAUUGAUAUAGGGCCGUUGUUUGUCACAAUGACCAAAACGCAUGUGAUAGCAGCUUCAAAAGAAGCGUUUUACAUCUGGCAGUAUCGUGUGGCCAAGAAGCUCACAGCAAUGGAAAUUAAUCAGCUAGCACGGACCAGAAAAGAAGGCAGGGAAAGGAUUUAUCAUAUUGAUGACACACCUUCAGGAUCUGCAGAUGGACACCUUGAUUACAGCAGAGCUAUUGAAGGAACAAGAGAUCCAAUUUGUGCAAUAACAGCAUCUGAUAAAAUACUGCUUGUGGGAAGAGAAUCUGGCACUAUUCAGAGAUACAGUCUUCCUAGUGUUGGUGUAGUACAGAAGUAUAGCCUGAACUGUCGUGCAUAUCAGCUGUCUUUGAACUGCAACUCCAGUCGUGUUGCUAUCAUAGACCUUUCAGGUGUUUUGACUUUCUUUGACUUGGAUACGCGGAUAGUAGACAGUACAGGACAGCAAGUGAUAGGUGAGCAGCUGAGACUGGAACGCAAAGAUGUCUGGGAUAUGAAGUGGGCCAAAGAUAACCCAGAUUUGUUUGCAAUGAUGGAGAAAACAAGAAUGUAUGUUUUCAGAAACUUGGAUCCAGAGGAACCUAUACAGACUUCUGGCUAUAUUUGCAACUUUGAAGAUUUAGAAAUCAAAUCUGUUCUUCUGGAUGAAAUAUUAAAGAAUCCUGAGCAUCCUAACAAAGAUUACAUCAUCAAUUUUGAGAUUCGGUCAUUACGAGACAGUCGAGCAUUGAUUGAGAAAGUUGGCAUUGAAGAAUCUUCCCAAUUCAUAGAAGACAAUCCACAUCCCAGACUUUGGCGUCUCUUGGCUGAAGCUGCUCUUCAGAAGCUGGAUCUGCAGACUGCUGAACAAGCUUUUGUACGUUGCAAAGAUUAUCAAGGUAUUAAAUUUGUGAAGCAUCUAGGCAACCUGCAGAGUGAGUCAAUGAAGCAAGCAGAAGUAGCAGCCUAUUUUAGCAGAUUUGAAGAAGCUGAAAGAAUGUAUCUGGAUAUGGACAGAAGAGACCUUGCCAUUGGACUACGGAUAAAACUGGGAGAUUGGUUUCGAGUGUUGCAGCUAUUGAAAACUGGCUCAGGUGAUUCAGAUGAUGCCCUUCUUGAACAAGCAUACAAUGCUAUUGGAGAUUAUUUUGCAGACCGUCAGAAAUGGUUAAAUGCUGUACAGUAUUAUGUACAAGGACGAAACCAGGAACGUUUAGCUGAAUGUUACUACAUGCUAGAGGACUACCGAGGACUGGAGAAUCUAGCUAACUCACUACCAGAGAAUAAUAAAUUGCUCCCUGAUAUAGCUUAUAUGUUUGUAAGAGUGGGGAUGUGUGAACAAGCUGUGUCAGCCUUUCUGAAAUGUAAUCGACCAAAGGACGCCGUAGAUACCUGUGUACAUCUCAACCAGUGGAAUAAAGCUGUGGAGCUGGCUAAAAAUCACAAUAUGAAAGAGAUUGGAUCCUUGUUAGCCAGAUACGCAAGUCAUUUACUGGAAAAGAAUAAAAUCCUUGAUGCUAUAGAACUCUAUCGAAAAGCCAAUUAUUUCUUUGAAGCUGCUAAGCUCAUGUUCAAGAUUGCAGAUGAGGAGUCAAAGAAAAGGACAAAGCCACUGCGAGUUAAAAAGCUUUAUGUAUUAUCAGCCUUACUUAUAGAACAGUGUCAUGAACAAAUGCAAAAUGCACAAAGGGGAAAAGUUAAAGAAAAAAGUUCAGAGACUGCUUCAGCUUUGGCUGGUUUGCUAGAAGAAGAUGUUCUUUCUUCAACUAAUCGCUUUGCAGACAAUGCUUGGCGAGGAGCUGAGGCUUACCAUUUUUUCAUACUUGCACAAAGACAGCUCUAUAAAGGUUCUGUAGAUGCAGCACUUAAAACAGCUCUUCAUUUGCGAGAUUAUGAAGACAUUAUCCCAGCAGUUGAAAUCUAUUCCCUUUUGGCACUCUGUGCAUGUGCGAACCGAGCAUUUGAUAUUUGUUCAAAAGCCUUUGUUAAACUGGAGUCCUUGGAAACUCUUAGGCCAGAACAGAGGCAACAGUAUGAAGACCUUGCUCUAGAGAUAUUCACGAGACAUUGUCCGAAGUAUAACAAAAAAUCUGAUCUGGAUGCUGUUCUUGAGAGUGGAGAUGGGAAACUUCCUAUAUGUGUUGCAACAGGAGACCCUAUCCUGGAGUAUCGAUUCUGGAUGUGCAGUGUAUGUAAGCACUGUAUGAAAGCCAAAGAAGCAAGCAAUUACAACUUCUGUCCUCUGUGCCACAGUAAAGCAUAGCAGAGGAUAAAGGACUAUUUAUCCUCCUAUCUGUUAUGUCUCCUAACAAUACUCUCUAAAAUAUUACUGAUGUACUAUAUUUUAUAAUACAACUCAAGUACUGUGUUGUAACAGAUAGUGCCACUAUUAGAGAAACAUUAAAAAAAAAAAACCAAACAACAAAACAAACCAAAACAAAAAAAAACCCCACCCAAAACAACAGAAAACCCACAAGAGAAACCUUUACUAGUUCCAUUUAUGUGAAGAAACAACUGUGUGAAUAGACUCAACUUUUUUGGUUACAUUUUUUUUUUUUUUUUUUUUACAAAGGUGUAAGGUAGAAGUAUUCUAAUUGUAAAUGGAGCCUAGUUUCAAAGCCCUGUGAAUUGAAACUAAGGUUCAUCUUAAUACAUUUCACUUGGAGCAAGCUCCAUUUUGUUUUUGCAAUUCCACAGGAAAUUACUGGGUUUUCUCAAGGUUCACAGGUUUUUCAAGGAAGUAAUUCAUGAGUUUAAAUAGUGCCACAGUAGUUCUGGUAACAUUACUGUAUAUGUUUUUCUUACUACUGUUUUACUAGAGCGAUGGUACCAGUUUAGUCAUACAUUUGUGCUGUUUUCUUUUGCCAAGUGUAUUUAAACCCACCAGAGCAAUAAAGGGCUUACAAAGAGCAA
Tyto alba (common barn owl) is the source of this 4350-nucleotide messenger RNA. RefSeq names its product WD repeat domain 35 (gene WDR35). Gene Ontology annotation, biological process: non-motile cilium assembly; protein localization to cilium; intraciliary retrograde transport. Bases 158 to 3700 code for a protein of 1180 amino acids. The transcript is spliced from 28 exons. Gene Ontology annotation, molecular function: protein binding. Gene Ontology annotation, cellular component: non-motile cilium; intraciliary transport particle A. NCBI's taxonomy places the organism in Eukaryota, Metazoa, Chordata, Aves, Strigiformes, Tytonidae. The record is from RefSeq and is a predicted model, not a curated record.